Messenger RNA from Paraphaeosphaeria sporulosa, 1620 nucleotides. RefSeq lists its product as uncharacterized. The coding region runs from base 117 to 1559 and encodes 480 amino acids. The record is from RefSeq and is a predicted model, not a curated record. Gene Ontology annotation, biological process: regulation of exit from mitosis; maintenance of rDNA. The transcript has a single exon. NCBI's taxonomy places the organism in Eukaryota, Fungi, Ascomycota, Dothideomycetes, Pleosporales, Didymosphaeriaceae.
GGCGCGCCAUGCCGUGAGUCCAGCUUUUCUCUUGUAUUUAAUACCUUAAUCUGUCCGCCUAAAUACUUGCCCACCUGGACUAUUGUCCGUAGCUCGCCGACUCUGCACCCAGCAAGAUGCCACCCCGCGAACGCCUCGUCCGCAAGGCGCCGCUCAUGGAGCGUGUGCGGGCGUACCUCGACUUCCACGACUGGCUACUGUGGAUUUCGGAAGAGCUUAAUACGAACGACUGGGAGGACUUCGCCAAAGACUACGCCUUUAUCAUCGGCUUCGUCUUCAACUUGGUCUACAUCGUUGCGCAGGCGAAUACCGCUAGCGGUCCCCGCAACGACGACAUACUGCUGGACUCAGUCAGCGGACCCGGAUGGUUUACAUGGUUCUCGAGGCUCGCAGUGACGGCUCUGUCAAUCGUAGCUUUCUUGAACGGCUUCCUCACGUUUAACAAGAAGCGACACUACCGCCUGUUUGAGCAGCCCAUCGAAACGGCUCCGUCCACGCCAUCUGCACACCGAGUGCGAGUCGAUUCUUCGCCGGCCGCUGUAACCCCGUUGCGCUACUUCCAGAAUCUUCUGGGCUCUGCUUCUGCCGACUCGCGCGCUCACCCCGAUGCUGGCAGAGAUGUGUGGGAAAUCUCAGUCUGGGACCCCAAUCCGCUUUGUCUCGACAUGUUCUGUCUUUUCAGUCCCCUACACGUCGUCCUGUACUGGCUCAACCUGCCAGUGCCGCCUAUGGAUCAGCAGCCCAGCAUUCGGGUGGUCACCACCAUCGCCGUCGGCGCUUUCCUUUCUUUUUCACAGUGGUACUUGAAAUCCUCCUUUGCGAAUCAGAUCCGCGACAACGGCGUAAUUCAGCGCGAGGUACUCCAUGAGUACGACAACAAGUUUGUCCACCCGUCGACACAGAAACUAUACCGUGACGUCGGCAUCCAAGCCAUCUCCAAGAACCGAUCUCGCGACUCCAGCGUCGGCGUCCGCGGCAGCAGUGACGACCUCGCCUCACAAAUCACCACAUAUACCCCGACGACCAUCAUUAACCGCACUUUCCGAACAAACCCGAACCCCGUGUACGCCUCGCAGUACGACCCGGACAACCUACGCUCGACGACCCUCACACCAUCCGCCAGACCCUACUCCAACGCGAACUACUCCACCACAUCUACCGCAACCGGCGCCGACUUCUCCUCGCCCAUCCGACCCUCUCACACGCCGAACCCCUUCCGCCAGUCGCAAGCACAGCCGCAAUUCCGCCCAUCCAACAACAGCGGCGACGGAGGUAGCCUCGGCGUCUUCUCACACGCGAACUCGCCGCUGCGAAAAUCAGCCUCUACAAACUUCGUGCGCGACCGCGAUGAUAGAGGCCGCGAUAGUCUUGUAGGUCACGGCGUGGAGCGGAGAACAGGGACCCCUGCGCGCAGGGAAGGCAGCCCGCUGAAGCGCGUAAGCAUGCCCGGUGCGGGGUUGAAGGCGAGUGGGGGUGAGAGUGUGGGUAGUGCGGCGGACAGGUUUGCGAGGUGGAACGGGGGCGCGGGGAGUAUGAGGAGGGAGAGUGGGCGGUUUUAGCGUGCCAAGAGGAGGGAGAAGAAGAAGAAGAAGAAGAAGAAGAAGAAGAAGAAGAAGAAGA